This is a messenger RNA of Erigeron canadensis, 633 nucleotides long. Its product is annotated as kunitz-type trypsin inhibitor-like 1 protein. Lineage: Eukaryota; Viridiplantae; Streptophyta; Magnoliopsida; Asterales; Asteraceae. Gene Ontology annotation, molecular function: endopeptidase inhibitor activity. The coding region runs from base 1 to 633 and encodes 210 amino acids. The record is from RefSeq and is a predicted model, not a curated record. The transcript has a single exon.
AUGAAGCCUUCUACUUUCUUUCUUGCUCUCACCCUCAUUUACCUCUUCACCACACCUUCACUAUCUUCUAGGUCCAUCGUAGACGAUACCGUUGUGUACGAUAGAGAAGGUAAUCAACUCCAGAAAGACGCCUUCUACUUCAUAAGCCCUCCAAUACGGGGGCCUCUUGGCGAUUCAGUGAAGCUAACCCGGCCUUUUGGUGGAAACGAAACGUGUAACGAAGCAUAUGUUAUCCAACCCUUUUUUACACCUUAUCCUGCCACCCCUUUCUCCUUCACACCUGUUGACUCGGAUGUUAUCAAAUUAGGUUCUCCGCUCGCCAUUCAAUCCACGGACAGCCCAUGUGAAGGGAGUACGGUAUGGAAGGUGUCAAGUCUUACGGGGCCAAUUAUAUCCGGUAACAUUAUCACCACGGGCGGGAUCAUAAAUACACCAAGCAGCUGCCUUAGAAUCACAAAACCUGAAGUGCCUAGGUUCGGCGGCUACAUAUUCGAAUAUUGUCCCUAUUUAUGUGGUCCGGGUUUCAGAAUUUGCCAACCACUUGGUAACAAUAUGGGACUUCUUUCUCCUAAUGCUGAGACGCCUUUUGAAUUUGUUUUAAACAAGGCAUCUGAGUCGGCUGCCGCGAUUUAG